This is a messenger RNA of Onychostoma macrolepis, 927 nucleotides long. RefSeq names its product cornifelin homolog B-like. Bases 150 to 530 code for a protein of 126 amino acids. The transcript has 5 exons. NCBI's taxonomy places the organism in Eukaryota, Metazoa, Chordata, Actinopteri, Cypriniformes, Cyprinidae. The record is from RefSeq and is a predicted model, not a curated record.
GUAGUUCUCGGUAUCAGUACAGUCUCAUUAAGAUGAGUCUCAAUGUCUCACGUCAGCAAAACUGUCUCACACAGAUUGUCACAAAGGCUCAGUCCUAAUCUCCAUCGUCAUCCCCAACUUUCUCUCCUCUCGCUCGAGCACAAGUCAUCAUGGCAACUAAAAUAGUUAUUCAGCAGCCUAAGCCACUUGUUCUGGCUCCUGGUUCUGACCAAUGGUCCACUGGCGUCUGUGAAUGUGACAACCUCAAUGAUUGUUGCUUUGCGUUCUGGUGCUGCCCAUGUUUCGCCUGCAUCACAGCUAGAGAUCACGGAGACUGUCUCUGCCUGCCUCUGUUGGACAGUUUUGGCCUCAUCCCACCCAUCACUAUGGCCAUGAGAGUGUCUGUUCGACGCACCUAUGGGAUUGAGGACUCUAUCUGCAAUGAUUGUGUGUUGUCCUUCUGCUGCGGGCCGUGCUCCUACUGUCAGAUAAGACGUGAGAUGAUUUCUCGCAACCACCCCGUCACCCUCUUCCGCAACCGAGCAAAAUAAAGAACUUCAUUAUCAGUCACUAACUGAAUCCUCAGCUCUGGAAAGGAAUAAGCUUUUAGCAUGUUGGAGAAGUGUAUUGCUCUCUGUUUGGAAUUCAGCUCUGAGCCAAGGAAUGAUGUGGAUUUCAGAUGUAGUCUGCUCAGGAAUGAAGACUGGAAACUCUCUCUGAAAAUACAUGAUUGUUUAGGAUAACAAACCAUGUUGAUGUAUUGAUGUAGAUUUGGAGCACAUUGACACAAUGUUUGUAUCAACUGUGAAGCUAUCACUUUGAAUCAUGAGGUCCUUUUUAAUUUUGUUUCAAGGCUCUUGCUAUUAGUUAUGUUUUGCUUACUGUUAUAAAUAUUUGUUAAUAGAUUGUGUCAUUGUACAUAUGUGGAAAUAAAAAUUGUGACAAAAA